Hydractinia symbiolongicarpus is the source of this 2285-nucleotide messenger RNA. Its product is annotated as dolichyl-diphosphooligosaccharide--protein glycosyltransferase subunit 2-like. Gene Ontology annotation, cellular component: oligosaccharyltransferase complex; membrane. The coding region runs from base 17 to 2038 and encodes 673 amino acids. The transcript is spliced from 16 exons. The record is from RefSeq and is a predicted model, not a curated record. Lineage: Eukaryota; Metazoa; Cnidaria; Hydrozoa; Anthoathecata; Hydractiniidae. Gene Ontology annotation, biological process: protein N-linked glycosylation.
UUAUGUUAUUUUGCGCAUGUGGAUGCGUGACACGUACAUUUUGAACCCAGGCCUUUUUCAGAUCCUUCUUGCCUUGCCUUUAUCACGGCAGCACCGCAAAAAAGAUAUGGGAAAGUUUACACUUAUUUUAGGUCUCUUCAUCACAAUUGAGCUUGUCUCAAGCAGUUUGCUAACAAACACUUUAACAGUGACAGAACAGUAUAGAUUGGCUUUAAAACUUCAACAACGACCAGCUGAUCUCGCAUCAGCAUUUUAUUCUGUAUCUGGACUAAAAGCAUUAAACAAAGAAGUCAAUGAUGUGGAUAGUUUUUGCCAAGUUGCAACAAAGAAUGUCAAACAAGAUGAUGCAGAAUCCGUCUACCAGUUCUCAGAAGUUGUAAAACAUUUAAAGUGCAAGAACAUUCCAAACUUAUCAUUAAAUGGCUUAAUCAAUGACGAUACUGAUUCUGUUAGUUUCGGACGUGUUAUAACUGCAAUGGUCAAUCUUGGAAAUCAAGUUGAUGUUACUACUAUCAAAAAGUUUGUUGACGUUGCUAAGGAUGUUGAUACUCCUGUGAGUGCCGCAGCUGCUUUUUACACUGUCAGUCUUCUUCCAAAAAGUCAAGAAGUAAGGACUAUUGUGUCAAUGGUUGAGGAUAUUGUUGCCCAAGCUGAUGAAAUUGGUGGUGAAUCUUUACAGUUUGAAGGAGGACUCUCUGUCACCUCAGAUGUCAUCAAAGGCAUUGUUGCACUUUCCGACCAACAAGGAUCACCUCUUAUGAAAGAUGAGCAAGUGCUGAAGUUUGCAAAUUACUUUGUGAAUAGAAAGUAUGUUUCAACAUUAAAAGAAAUUCACCAUCUGCUAAGUGCACUAUCUGCUCUUGUUACUGGAAAACAUCAAACACCAGUUGUUGUUUCUGUUUUUAAAUCAAGUUUGAUUACCAAGGACAACCCAGUUUUAAAGGUCCGAGUAACCAAUUUGUUGGAUCAGACCAUACCUGAAACUGACGUGACAGCCAAAUCAUUCACAACUGCUGAUGAAUCUGUUACCCUGUUUGACAACAAAGCUCUAACUAAAACUGGUGAAAAGGAUGACUUUAUCGUUAUUGAUGGUGAUGUUGCACGAGGUUACAUUGCUGCACAUUCGUUUAGUCUGGAUGUAAUGGCUGCUCGACCUUCACGUGGGAUGUAUAAGUGCAAUGUCCAAGUUGGUGUGAAAGAUAAGAAAAAGUUUUUACUUGGUGGUACAUUUAGCCUCGGUGUGAAAGUUCUUGCUAGAAUCAUGGUAGAGGAUGUUGAAGUUGGAGUUGGUGAUAAAGAUCAGGCUGUGCUUUCAAAGACAACGAAAUUAGCAUACCCUGACAAACUUUCAAAGCUGUUGGAUGCUGAUUUUCACCAGAAGGUUGUGAUGACCUUCAACCUAAAAGAUUUAAAUGAUGGAAGUUUAGUGAAUGUUCACCAAACGUUUGUUCGACUUACAAACGAAGAAACACAGCAAGAGGUCUUCUUUGUUGCUGAACCAGACAGUAACAACCAUUAUAAAUUUACUUUGGAUGUUUCUUCAACAGGAAAAGAUUCUUUCAACAAUUUGUCUGGAAAAUAUAAAAUGGCUUUAGUCAUUGGUGAUGCUACGAUGCAGGUUCCUAUUAGUUGGGCAUUGGGUGCCAUUACGUUAACGUUUUCUGGCAAGGCAACAGCCAGUAAAAGACAGCAACGGUUGGCUAAACCCAAACCUGUUAUCGAGCAUAUGUUCCGAAUUCCUGAAAAGCGGCCAGCCAAAGUAGUGUCAACUGCUUUUACAGUUUUGGUGCUGUCCCCUUUAUUGGUUAUGUUUGCCAUGUGGGCAAAAAUCGGUGCAAAUCUAUCAAAUUUUCAUUUUUCUUUGCCAACGUUGUUAUUCCAUGUUGGAUUGGUUGGAAUCUUUGUCUUGUACUACAUGUUCUGGACUCAAUACAAUAUGUUUCACACAUUGAAACUUCUCGUAGUGAUCGGAGGUGUAACUUUUCUCGGAGGCAACAAGAUGUUAGCAGACAUGGCUGCUGCCAAAUACAAAGCAUAGAUUGUUUGCAUCAUUCGUGGCACUCAUGCUGUGAAAGUUACCUAGUACUUAGGAAUUUCUCAAUUUUUUGUAUGCAGGAGGUUGAGCACGCUAUUAUUUCCAUCUGUUACUUUUUGUUCUUGUGUGCAGGCAAUGAAAAGUGGAAUGUUAUGCUCUUUCUCUGAAGUAGCAUCCUGGAGAUAGAUGGUAUGCUUAACCCGAAAAUUUGUGAAGAAGUUUUUUGAUUAGAAUAAAUUGGAUUAAAUGA